Molecule: messenger RNA, 3795 nt
Organism: Toxotes jaculatrix (banded archerfish)
Lineage: Eukaryota; Metazoa; Chordata; Actinopteri; Toxotidae
Gene: dcp1b
Product: decapping mRNA 1B
Exons: 11
Coding region: 217-2283 (688 amino acids)
Biological process (GO): deadenylation-independent decapping of nuclear-transcribed mRNA; positive regulation of catalytic activity; deadenylation-dependent decapping of nuclear-transcribed mRNA
Cellular component (GO): P-body
Molecular function (GO): mRNA binding; enzyme activator activity
Source: RefSeq, a predicted model, not a curated record
CUAAAUAUGGCCGUUAACAAACUCAGCCAUGGCAGUUAGAGGUCGAUAACUCUUUAACUUUUUAAACUUAUAACUCUUAAAUUGCAAAACAGGCUACUGUGCAAUUGCCGACUUAACUGUCUUUCUUCCCUGUCGCUGGUUUGGUUUUUAUCUCAUCUUUUUGUGACUCGUUAGCCGCUGAAGCUAGGUAGCGAGCUAACUUCUCCAUAGGGAACAAUGACAGCGACUUCUGCAGGUAGCAGCAGCUGCCUUGCCGCUAAAGGACUGGACAUAAGCCUGGCUGCUCUGCAGCGACAGGACCCGUACAUCAACAACAUCGUGGACGUGGCCAGCCAGGUCGCUCUGUAUACGUACAACAACAGAUCAAAUGAGUGGGAAAAGACCGAGGUGGAAGGCACCCUUUUUAUCUACACAAGGCUGGCAUCUCCCAGGCAUGGUUUCACUAUAAUGAACAGGCUCAGCAUGGAGAAUCUGACAGAACCAAUCACUAAAGACCUGGACUUCCAGCUCCAGGACCCCUUCCUGCUGUACCGCAAUGCACGAUUGGUUAUCCAUGGGAUUUGGUUCUAUGAUAAGGAGGAUUGCCAACGCAUUGCCCAGAGGAUGAAGAUUCUGACCCAGCAGGAGCAGGUCCUGGCUCAGUCUCAGGGUGGCUGGUUGUCCCCAGCAGCAGGAGGAGGUGUCGGGGGUGGUGGACGAGCAGGAGGAACAAAUGAAGGAGGCAGAGGAGGUGGAAGUGAAGGAAAGGCAGUAGACAUCAUCCAGAUGUUGACCAAAGCGCGCACAGAGUACGACAAGGUAGGCAAGGAGAAGACUACUUCAGAGCCAAAGGAGAUUGGUGGCAGCAGUGUUCUAUAUGGAAACCCCAACCUGAUUAAACCAAUACCUGUCAAACCGAACACUCAGGACAGUGAAGGUGCUGAACCCAAGUCUCUCUCUCUGGCCACUCUAUUUGGCUCUCAGCAUAAACAUCACCAUUCAUCCAAACCUGACCCCGUCCCUCCUGUGGCUGUCCCCGUGACGGGCUCACCAGCAGAGAAACUUGCUCGCCCACCUGUAGCCCGCACCCUGACCUACGAUGAUACAGUGAAUUCAGGCAGAAGUGUGACCUCCAAGGGAGGUAAUGCCGCCCUGGCUCGGUUUCCAGAUGGAGGGAUCAGGGCGGUAGUGGGCGAAGAUGGUGGAAAUGUUGUUGUGGGCUUGCUGCCGAGUCCGACUACCGCUCAUCAGCAGCAGCAGCAGGAGCAGCCGCAGCACUGCCCGGCCAUCCAGAAGCUCAUGCAGGGACAGAGAGGGGUCGGAGGGGUGCUUCAGACUGUGUCUGAGUCCCCUGAAAACAGGCUGUGUGACAACGGGGUGCCACUGGAGCAUCACCACCACCAUCACCAUCUUUACCAUCAUCAUCAUCAACAGCAUCACCAUCAUCACCAUCAACAGCAACAGGCUCAACCCGACCCAAUCAAGAGACUUUUCCAAGCCCAGCCACCUCUUCCUCCCUCCACCUCCUUCGCCUCUGCUGCUCCCCCUUGUUGCUCCAACGCCCCUCCUCUGCAGCAGAGCUCCCACCUCUCCUCUCAGCCUGUAAUGAUGGAUUCUGUGUCAUGUUCCCACCUUCAAGCGCAACAAAACCAGCAGCUGUUUCUCAGCCUUUCUAAGCAUCAGCCAGAAGCCCAGCACAACAGCCAGUCGGCUUCAGCUCCACAGGGACCAGGUUUCUUGCCAUCUCAGGUGACCAGUGACCAAGUCAUUCGACCUUCACAAGGUCUGUCUUCACAGAUGCCAGGUGUGGUGUCUCCUCAUGAGCUUCUCCAAAAGCUCCAGCUGGUCCAGCAGGAGCAAAGCCUGGCUUCCAGUGAUCUCCCUCGACUCUGUCCAGGGCUUGCCCCUCGAUUCCUGGGGCCCACUCAAAGUCAAAGUACAGGCUCAGUCAUAGGCCCAGUCCCAAAUCAGACUGCAGCCACUGCAGGUCAAAAGGCUGCUCUGCAGUUUCAGGUCAUCUCCCCCCAGCGUAUACCCGCCACUGUGGCCCCCACCCUGCUCCUCUCUCCCAGUGUGUUCACUCAGGUGAAGUCCAGCGAUGGGUUGUCAGCAGUUGCCCAGGAGAACUGCCCCGCCCCAUCAACCCUGCCCAGACUCCCGCUGCAGGAGGAGGUCAGAGUUCUCUCCAGAAGUCAGUUCCAAGCCACAUUGCUGCAUCUGAUCCAGACUGACAGUUCAUUCCUGAACACCAUCUAUGAAGCCUACAUGAGCCGCUUUGCUAACGACUCAAGCAGCAAGUACUAAUGACUCUUCAAACCUUCUGUCUUGCCCCUCUCCAAUCAGUCAGUCACCAUCUCCUCUGCACUCUACCACCUGUAAACCUGACUCUCUUCACUUCAAACCAAGCCUCUGUAGUUGCUUAAAAAAUCAGUUUCCACAUCAGAAAAAUGCAACUUUUCAAUAUGUGACACCUCUAAAAAAACAGUUCCUCUCCAUCUGAGGACCACUGGUUUUUGGUACAAAAGUGGCAUAACCAUACAGUCUGACCUCGCCUGUAGUUCAGGGGAAAAUGAAACCAAUACUGUAGUUUCUUCUCAGCGAAGACAAAAUAUGCUGCAACGUCACAGUUUUCCCAAGGUGUUUUCACCAAGUGUAGCAGAAUUUUAUUUUUAUUUUAUUUAGUUUUUUUAUAAUCUGUAGCCUUUACUCCGUCACUAGCAGCUAACACCCUCUGGGCUCCAACAAAGAAGUCCACCCAGUCGAAGAACUUGUGCUGAAGAAUAUGCUCAAACUAUCUUCACUUAUAAAAUGAAAUAUAAAACAUGUUAAACAUGUUUUUUUAUGCACAUUUUGAAAAGCAAGUAUGUUUAAAUGCCACUGGAAUUUGUUGGAUUUGAAUUUACAAUUCUUUUAAAUUAAGUUCUGACUAGGAAUUUUAAGUAUGUUUUACUAUCCAAAUGAUUUUAAAGUUAUUAAAAUGAUACCUUGUCAUUUUGACUUUUUUUCCCAGCUAACACCAACUGUGAUAUCUGCAUUGUUAUCUUAGCUAACUGAUUGAAACCAGUGUUGUUGACAAGCACAUUAGUUAGCCUGCACAAAGCUACAUCCUCUUUCUUUUAAAUAUAAUGAUAACUGUCUCAACUGGUGGCUUUUCUGAACACAUGAAGUAUGUCCCGGUGUGUAGGAGAGAAAAUAGUUUUCUUCACAGCACUUCUCUUCUGAAUAUUAUCAUUAUGAAGGAGUUCAAAAUGACAUGGUAUCCAUUUAACCUGAAGAAACAAGGAAACUACAGGAGAUUGUCAACCUGCACUACCUCACAGAGAGCUAGUUUGGAGGUUUACCCGUGUUUUAACUUAGUAGUGGCAGAUUGUCAGUUGUUGGACAGUGUAGCGGUGACAUAAUCUAAUAUCUAUGAUCAGAAUUUUUGUUUCAGUUUAUUUUUUUUCUGCCAAAGCUGUGGUUGUAUCUUAAAGUGUAGUAAUUUUGCAUUCAUGCCACAGCUCUUGAACACUCUUGUCGUAAAUAAAAUGGCUUACAGAAAUCCGCUUCAGGUGUAAUAAAAGCUCUUCAGAUCAGAUGCUUUGAUGGUAAAUAUAGUUAAUAAAUGGUUUUGGUUUCGGUUAAGACAAUAAAAAGCAACGAAGAAGGUAUAGAAGUAUAUCCAGUAAUAGUGUUUUGGAGUUCACAUGUCUGUUCAGGGCAAAUAUUGUAGAAUAUACACACUAUUACAUGUUCUGUAAAAAAAAAAAAAAAAAAAAAACAUCAACAAAUUUCUCAUUCACUGUCCCACAGUUCCCACUUUGUACAACAAGGAAG